Fomitopsis serialis is the source of this 1953-nucleotide messenger RNA. RefSeq names its product major facilitator superfamily domain-containing protein. The transcript has 11 exons. The record is from RefSeq and is a predicted model, not a curated record. The coding region runs from base 126 to 1673 and encodes 515 amino acids. NCBI's taxonomy places the organism in Eukaryota, Fungi, Basidiomycota, Agaricomycetes, Polyporales, Fomitopsidaceae. Gene Ontology annotation, molecular function: transmembrane transporter activity. Gene Ontology annotation, biological process: transmembrane transport.
GACCUCCCUAUGGCGCCUGGCUCGAAUGACAAUCACCAUGCCAGUCGCCUUCUUCAGUCCGCAAGCUCAUGUCUGCCUCCCGCUAACUUCCCCGGUUGAUAUACCCUCCCGCCAUUCAAAAUAAAAUGUCCUCCCGCUCAUCUGACACCGUCUUCGCAGACCAAGAAAAGCAGCAAGCCCGGGGCGGUGUGAACGCCUGGGAGAAGGACCCAGAGCGGCAGAAGGCCGACGCACCAGAGCCUAGCAGCAAUACAGACGGCACAGGAACCUCCGCUUCUGAACCACCGGAUGACGAUGAGUACGCGGUCACUCUGGGUCCCGAGGACGACCCCAAGAGGAUCGGCACUGGCAGGAAGUGGUUGAUCACCCUCGUCAUCUGCAACGCCGCUCUGUGUGCGACGUUCGCAUCUUCUAUUGCCUCGUUCACAGAGACUGGCCUGCAGCGCGAUCUACAUACAGUGCGCGAAGUAACGGUCCUGAGUAUCAGUCUGUAUGUCCAGGGUCUAGCGUUGGGUCCGUUACUCUUCGCCCCAUUGUCCGAGGUGUACGGUCGUAACAAUGUCUAUCGCAUCUCGUAUUUCUUGUUCUGGGUCUUCACAUGGCCUAUAGCCUUCCCGCCAGACAUUGAGACAUUCCUCGUCUUCCGCUUUCUCACCGGAUUCUCAAGCUCCGCGUUCUUGAGUGUCGCAGGCGGCAGCGUCAGUGACCUGUUCGACAACAGGAACGUUGCGACGCCGAUGGGCGUAUACACCUUAUCCCCCUUCUUCGGUCCCGUUCUAGGGCCCUUGAUUUCUGGCUUUAUCUGUCAGAACACGAACUGGCACUGGGCGUAUCGUGUCUGUCUCAUAUACGAGUUCGUGACUUUGGUAUCGCUGCUCCUGUUUGUGCCGGAGACGUAUGUCCCCGUUCUGUUGAAGAGAAAGGCCGCAAGAUUGCGGAAGGAGACGGGCAAUGGGAAGUAUUGGGCUCCGCUCGAUCGCCGGGAGGGUUCGAUUACGCAUUCAAUCAUGCUGAGCAUCUACACUCCAUUCAAACUAAUGUUCUUUGACAAGAUGGCGUUAUCUCUGAACACUUGGAACUCGCUUACUCUCGGCAUUCUCUAUUUGACCUUCGAAGCGUUCCCUGUCAUUUUUGGCGACGUGCAUGGGUUCACAUACCAGGAGACAGGUCUGGCCUUCCUUGGCAUGGGUAUCGGUAUGUUCGGUGCCCUGUCAACCCAAGGCCUCUGGAACCGAUACCACCACAACGUCGCCGCACGGCACGGCGGGAAGCUCCCGCCCGAGACCCGCCUCGUCAUGGGCAUGGUCGGCGGGGUGCUCGCGCCCAUCGGGCUCUUCUGGCUGGCGUUCACGACGUACCGCGCGGUGCCGUGGAUCAUCCCCAUCAUCGCCUCGUCGCUCUUCGGCGCGGCGGUCUACUUCAUCUUCACGUCGACGUUCACGUACCUCGUCACCGCGUACCGGCCCAUCGCGGCGAGCGCGAUGGCGAGCAACACCGCGCUGCGGUGCACGUUCGCCGCGGCGUUCCCGCUGUUUGCGGUCCAGAUGUAUGAUCGCCUGACGACGGUCGGCGCGACUGCCCUCCUGGCGGCUGACUUGUGUCUUAGGUUCCUCUAUUACAGAUGGGGUGAGAGGCUGAGGGCACAGUCCAAGUUCGCCGCCGUAGACCUCUGACAAAGGGUUCCUGCCCCGAAGCAUUUAUUUAUCCUUGUUUCAUUGUUUGACUGGGACGCAUUCUGUAGACAACUGUACUACCAUCUCGGGAAUUACGACUCGCAAUGCUCGGUUCACGCUGUCAUUUGUAUGUAGUAGCUGUCGCCUCACUUUUAGAUUAGUACCCUGGCAUAAUGACAUUUCUUGACGCAUGGGACCCCUUCAAUCGUCCUGGUCACCUAGAUCACUGACUAUUACGUACUCAGACUCAGUACUCAGAACUCAGAGGCAACCGUCCAGU